Molecule: messenger RNA, 812 nt
Organism: Microdochium trichocladiopsis
Lineage: Eukaryota; Fungi; Ascomycota; Sordariomycetes; Xylariales; Microdochiaceae
Exons: 1
Coding region: 213-629 (138 amino acids)
Source: RefSeq, a predicted model, not a curated record
GCUCCGUUAAGGACCAGUCCUUGUCCUCUGCGUCGACUGCCCCAGAACGCUCUCCCACAACUCUUGUCACACGAUAGCAGGGGCUACAGUAGAUAGUAAGUAGGACACACUCACCGAAGCUGUGGUGACUCGGUCGUCGGUACUGGCGGUUGUUGCUGUUGUGGUUGCGGCGCCUCUUGUUGUGGCUGCUGCUGCUGUGACGGCGGCUGUUGAUGCUGUUGAUGUUCUGCAGGUUGCGCCUGUUCUUGUUGUUGUUGCUGCUCCGGGUGUUGCUCCGGCUGCUGCUCCAGUUCGACUGCCGCUUGCAGCUCCGUGACGGGUUCAGGCUCUGGCUCAACCUUGUGAUCCACAGGCGCCUCGGUUGCCUCUUCAACGGGAGGUCGCGAGAUAGCCUCGAGGGCUGCCAACGCCUGGUCUUCGGCCAUGGUGGCGCAGUAUGCAAGUUCUCGCCUACAGUAAGACUGACGGCGUCAAAGGGUUCUCGGCUUGUCGCAAGUGGCCCAGUGCGUUUGGAAAUGCGCGAUUCAACACAGGUCGCGUUCGCGAUGGUUUCAAUGCGAGGGAUGUGGUUGGGGCGUGGUAUGCGAAAGGUUCUUCGUCUCUACGCGCGGCUGCUUCGUACGGAUUGACAGGGUCCGGAAUUGAUUUUGCCUUGGCGGACUUGCGUGUCGGCGACGGCAGGGUGCUACGUGUGUCCUCGUGGGCUGUACGCGCGCCUGUGGUGGUGGUGGUGGUGCGGUGGUGGUGGGAGCGGUGCGCGCGGAUCGUGGGUGGGCGGCGCGAGCGUAAUGACGAGGGAAAGGGUGAACGAG